UGUAACUGCAUAUUGUAAAGUGACUGAUGGUGUCUCAUAUCCUCACCACUCGUGCUUUGUCAAGCUACAUAUUUCUUCGACGCAACCUCAUCAUCGCUCGGCAGUGCCAAAUUUAAGACAUUGAAAAUCAUAUGUCUGUCGUGUUUCUCUCUCUUAAUUCUCUCUGAUAGAACGCCUAUGAAACAUUGUGGUAAUAUGUUGCUGGUCAAAGCCAUCCACGGUUGCCUGUACACUGGACUACUCUUCUCAACUAUAACGCUGGCCUGUCCUGACUAUCAAGACCUUCCAUUUUUCAAAGCCGCCAAUGGAAGUAGACUUGAUAAAGCUGAGUUAUUGAAGAGAUACUACACUGUCGAACCAAGCGAAGAAGCAACCCAAGCUCCCUCUACAUGGCCCGGCAGCACUCUUCCAUACUGCUUCGAAAACGAUAAUACGAAGACUCUAUUGAAAGACUUGGUCGAAGAUGGUUGGAAGCGCUGGCAGACAUCAGGCGUCGACUAUAACAUCCACAUGGGGGAGUAUAAUAAUUGUCCUGCCCCAGUUAAUGGGAAUGUUACAAAGGGCAUCGGCUAUCUUCUCAUCCAGGCGAACACUGAUGGGAGGUUGCUGACCACGAUUGGAACUCAGUUUUAUAGCGAAGGAAACGGUGCAUUUAUGCUCUUUGAUCCCAAUCCAGAUCUCGCCAUGGGGGAUGCCGUCGCCAACAUGGCGCACGAGAUAGGACACGCAUGGGGGUUUUAUCACGAGCAGCAACGCCCUUACUUCUGGAACAAGGUCCAAUACGCCCAAGCCACGGGACCCACGAAUCAAAUCAAUUUCGUUUGCACAAAUCUAGCCGAUUAUGUUGACAAAGCCGGGACACCAAAUGGAGACUCGAACGAUGUUUGCCACAGCGAAGCAACGGCUAAAAGUAGAGGGUUUUCUGCACUCGAAUAUUUGCCUAUGAAAAUGUCAUUUACAGCUGAGCUUGAACUUGCAGACUUUGACUGGAAAUCCAUUAUGCUUUAUGGAUCUACGAUUGGUGGUAAGGUGGUGAACGGUGUUCGCGCCAAUGUAUACACCAGAGGUCAUGAUGGAGCGGUUAACCCUCAUAACACGUCGCCGAGUCAGCUGGACGUAGACAGGUUCAAUGCAAUGUAUACGAAAAAGGCGAAAUACAAGAACCCAUGUUUAAUCAAUCAUGGUUGUAACCCAAAGUACGCCUCCUACAUGAACUUGAAGGUCAAGUGUAAGAAAAAGCUCAGUUAGACAGGGUACCUUAUGUAGUAAGGCACGAAUUCCAAGACCGUGCAAAACGUUUUCUGCAUCUACAGUAAGCUUACGAGUACUGCCGAUUAUUACGUACUUACCACCUGCCUACUUCCUCAUUGGCCUGCCAGAAUCUAUAGAAAAGUUGUGCCCUAGCAAAUGAAGGCCGU
Messenger RNA from Pseudogymnoascus verrucosus, 1418 nucleotides. RefSeq lists its product as uncharacterized. Bases 178 to 1248 code for a protein of 356 amino acids. The record is from RefSeq and is a predicted model, not a curated record. The transcript has 3 exons. Gene Ontology annotation, molecular function: metallopeptidase activity. NCBI's taxonomy places the organism in Eukaryota, Fungi, Ascomycota, Leotiomycetes, Thelebolales, Thelebolaceae.